AUGGAUGACAGCCAGAAACUUGUGAAGUUCCUCUUAGGGGAGAGAGCGGAGCCUGUUGUGAACGAUGCGUUCCCAAUGUCUACAUUGCAGUCAUCCAACUCUCUGAAGGCACCUUAUGAAGACUGGCUGCUGACGUAUGGCUUGAGCAUCUCUCCUUUUCACAUGCGAUGGCAAACAGCUCUCUUCAACCGCCAGUUCUACAACUGGGGGAGGUGGAAACCUAGAUUUCUGUAUUUAUGGUUCAGCAUAGGAAUGGUGUUUGGUAUAGGUGCCAUGUUUGGCUCUGUUAUUCUUCUUGGAAAGACACUGAUGCAAACACUGACACAGAUGCUCACCGAGGCACCAAAAGCCCAGAAUGAUCGUAUGCUGCAAGUUGUGGUGCCUGGUGUAAAUUUGCCUGUCAGCCAGCUGACCUAUUUCUUCUCUGCAAUCCUCAUCAGUGGUGUGAUACAUGAAGUCGGCCAUGGGGUGGCAGCUAUUCGAGAACAAGUACGAUUUAAUGGAUUUGGGAUUUUUAUCUUCAUUGUGUAUCCUGGAGCAUUUGUUGACCUCUUCACAACCCACUUACAACUGAUAUCCCCAGUCCAGCAAUUAAGGAUAUUUUGUGCAGGAGUGUGGCAUAAUUUCGUUCUUGGUGUUGCAAGUUUCGUGGUUUUGUUUCUGCUGCCAGCCAUUCUUUUCCCUUUCUAUUACACGGGUGUUGGGGCACUUGUCACUGAGGUCGCCGAGGAUUCUCCUGCCAAUGGACCCAGAGGUCUUUUUGUGGGAGACCUUGUCACUAACCUACAAGACUGCCCAGUUUAUAGUGUGGAAGACUGGAAUUCCUGUCUGGGAGACAUUUCAGAGAAGUCACAGGUUGGCUACUGUGUAAGUGCAGCCACCCUACAGCAAUUAAGCUUUCCAGCUAGAGUCUAUAGAAGACUCGAUAGCUCAGUUGAAUGCUGUAGUAACAACAGCCUCACAGACAUUUGCUUUUCAUACAGCAAUAACUUGGACAGCCACCUGUAUGCCUGUCUGCCAGCACGAAAAGUUAUUGAGGCCAGCAAAGUUUGUCGAACCAACAUGGACUGCCAGAAGGACUUUGUUCCAAGCUUUUGUGUGACUCCUUCUUUAGAGAACCAAACAAGGCUAAUCAGGGUAAAACAUCCACCCCAUAUUGACAUGCUGUACGUAGGACAUCCCAUGCAUCUUCAGUACACAG
Molecule: messenger RNA, 1201 nt
Organism: Pterocles gutturalis (yellow-throated sandgrouse)
Lineage: Eukaryota; Metazoa; Chordata; Aves; Pterocliformes; Pteroclidae
Gene: MBTPS2
Product: membrane-bound transcription factor peptidase, site 2
Exons: 9
Biological process (GO): regulation of response to endoplasmic reticulum stress; membrane protein intracellular domain proteolysis
Cellular component (GO): cytoplasm; membrane
Molecular function (GO): protein binding; metalloendopeptidase activity
Source: RefSeq, a predicted model, not a curated record